Messenger RNA from Manihot esculenta (cassava), 2567 nucleotides. Its product is annotated as serine/arginine-rich splicing factor SR34A. Gene Ontology annotation, molecular function: mRNA binding. The coding region runs from base 1413 to 2180 and encodes 255 amino acids. Gene Ontology annotation, cellular component: cytoplasm; ribonucleoprotein complex; nucleus. Lineage: Eukaryota; Viridiplantae; Streptophyta; Magnoliopsida; Malpighiales; Euphorbiaceae. The record is from RefSeq and is a predicted model, not a curated record. The transcript is spliced from 11 exons.
AGCCAGAACCCAUGUGAUGUUUGGCCCAAGGUCUUGACAGAAGCCACGAAAAAGAAACCCUAAACUCUCGAGAAGCUGAGCUGCGUCAACCAAGCUUCUCGGUUCGCUGAACGAAGCCUGUGGACUCGAUUCGACCGCUCGCUCUAUCCCACUCCGUUUCUAGCCAUCAUCAGCUCUUUCGGUACAAUGUCGAGAAAGCUCCUCCCUCCCUCCUCCUUCUCUCUCUCUCUCUCUCUCUCUCUCUCUCUCUGCACUAUGUAUCUUAGGGUUUUGAGAUGUGAAUUAUUUAUUUUUUCAAUCGUUAAGAAUCGGGUACUGCCAUCUAUUCCCCUUUUGGCUUAGCUGAGAUGGCAAUAGUUAUGGAGUUUCUUGACAAUUACUGGGUUUUAUUAUUUGUUCUAUUUGCCAUUUCUUUGUCUGGCUGUCUGGUAGUGCUAAAUGUUGAAGUAACAUAUACCAUACUUUUGAAUGAAUGGUUGUUUUGUGCUGAUUUUUCUUUUAAUCGGCAACUGAUUGUUAUUGUUUACCUUUUCUGUGUUUUCUUGUUGGUAGUAUAUCAGUUUGGGAUUUUUGAAUUUUAGCUUGGAACAGUGGGAUAUCUGCCAAUGAUGACUAUGCAACUUGUAGCUGUCCUUUAUAUUUUGCACACUGCAGGGCGAAGUUUUGUUGAUUCACUUAUUGAUUUUGUUGCUUGUCAAUAAAGCUCCGCUCUAUUACUAAAAGAAAAGUUUAAUUGAGAGGUUGACUAAGUAACAUACACCCACUUCAGGAACACCCACUUCUCUCCCUGAAGAUGUUUUCUUUUGGAGUUUCAUUGUUUAACAAUAAUUAAUGGGACUGGGAAUGCUAUAUGUAUUUCCAGAAUUUUUUUUUCUUCAAUUUGUUGAAAAAGAGAACUGAGCAAGGUGAAUGCAUAAAUAUAUGUCAAGCUUACCUGAUUUCAUGACACAAAUGCUUUCUUUAUGAUAGAUGACAAGCGCUUGGACAAAUUUGAGCUUUGCAAUCAUACAUAGGGAUAUAGAGAGGGAGUGGGAGAAUCAGGGUGGACUUAUGGGUAUUAUUUUUUAUAAAUGGAGAUUCUUGCUCACUCUCAGAAGAACUAUACGCCUGCAAAAAAUUCAUGGGAGGAUGAGGAGAUCAAAAUAAAUUUCAAAUUUAUUAUAGCUUUGGAGCAUAUUGGAGCAAAUGAGCAAUGGAGCUUUUGGAGCACCGCUCACAUGGAGGAUUGCUCACUUGGUUUGCUUCAUAGUUUUUGGUUUUGCUAUUUUUGUUAUCGUCAGAGUGCUGAUGAUGAGCUGAGCAGGAGUGGACGGAGUUACUAUAUUUCUGAAAAAAAUGAGGGAGUGUUUCUCUAUUUAUGUGGUUGAUUUGCUCUUUGCAGUUGAAGCUUUGCAUAUCCUUUGGUAGCGCAAAUGAGUGGCCGCUUUUCUCGGACAAUCUAUGUUGGCAACUUGCCAUCAGAUAUAAGAGAAGGGGAAGUUGAAGAUCUAUUUUACAAGUAUGGCCGCAUACUGGAUAUUGAGCUGAAGAUUCCACCUCGUCCUCCCUGUUAUUGUUUUGUGGAGUUUGAAAAUGCUCGGGAUGCAGAAGAUGCAAUCAGGGGCCGUGACGGUUAUAAUUUUGAUGGCUGUCGUUUGAGAGUCGAGCUGGCCCAUGGGGGUAGAGGGCAAUCUUCAAGUGAUCGUCGUGGUAGCUACAGUGGUGGAGGUGGGGGUCGAUAUGGCAUCUCACGCCAUUCUGAAUUUCGAGUUAUUGUUCGUGGACUCCCAUCUUCUGCUUCCUGGCAAGAUUUGAAGGAUCAUAUGCGAAAAGCGGGUGAAGUGUGCUUUGCCGAAGUAUCUCGAGACAGUGAUGGGACUUUUGGCAUUGUUGAUUAUACUAAUUAUGAAGACAUGAAAUACUCUAUUCGGAAGCUGGACGACAGUGAGUUUAGGAAUCCUUGGGCUAGAGCUUAUAUUCGGGUGAAGAGGUAUGAGGGUACUCCAUCAAGGAGCCGUAGUAGAAGCCGCAGCAGAAGCAGGAGCCCAAGAAGGAACCGAAGCAAAUCAUUGGAACGAUCUCCAUCAAGAUCAGUGUCCAAGUCUAGGUCAGCAUCACCUGUUAAAUCAUCCAGAGCAAGGUCCAGAUCGAGGUCGAGGUCAAGGUCAAGGUCCAUUUCAGGAUCUCCCAAUGGUAAAUGACUGAUUGUGAGCCAAUUGAAGGAGAGGGAUUUGAAGGGGGGCUGAAUAAUUUAGAAUUCCGGUGAGAACUCUGCAUGGCCUGUAAGAUGGACUUAAUGAGGAAGUUUGAGCAGAAUUGCAUGCGUUUGUUACUUAAAAUUUAGAAAUGUCUUGAUGAAAAACCUAGAACUAGGCGUCUGCUGUUGGGCUUUGAUCAUUAUAGUCACUUUAUGGAACAUACUGCAUCCAUCCUUCAUUUAGUUGUUCUUUCCCAAUUGAACUACUCUAUUCAUUCAAGUGCAUGUUCUAGUGUGGAUUUUUAUUUUUAUAUCGUAAUGGGUGUUGGAUAACUGUCAGCUUUAAAUGGUAUUUUUCAAUCUAGUUUGUUUUAUUGUGUUCGAAUUUUAA